AUGUGCAUUGCCAUUUUAAAUGCAAAACAGAAAAGGAAUGCAAGCAUCACAAAUUUUCCCUUAAGUCGUAAAAGAAUCAAAUCAGCAGCGUCAGCAGCAGGUUUCUCAAUAAAAGGUUCAGUGAAAGAAGAUGCUCCGCAUUGUUACAGUCAGCCCUGCGGCAGCAAGAUGAGUUACAGCUGGGAUAUUCUUGAUGCCUUUCCAACAAGAAAGCUGCACUCGGAAUCCUUCAUGGGCUCCCGCAGCCAGAGCUGGACCAGAGGAACUCCUUCAUCCCUCAAGCACAGUAGCCUGUCUGUGAGUCGAGGGUACAGCUCACAAGCUCCCAGAUCAUCAGAAAGCAUGCAGUUCUAUCAGUCCGGUGUCGUCAACGGAGAAUACAAAGUGGUGGGGGUGAACGAGAAAGAGUUGAUGCAGGGUCUCAAUGACCGCUUUGCUGGCUUCAUUGACAAGGUCAGGCAGCUGGAGCAACAGAACAAGGGGCUGGAGGUUGAAAUCACGGACCUGAGGGAAAGGCAAACUGCCCAGUCUGGCCUUGCAAACAUCUAUGAACCAGAAAUGGCAGAGCUACGAAACCUCAUCCAAGAAACUGAAAGGCAGAAGAUGCAAAUUUACUUGGACCGCGAUCACUUGGAGGAAGAUCUCCAACGUUUGAAGAGAAAAUAUGAGGAAGAAAGACAAACUGUACAUGACACUGAAGCAAGUAUCCAGGCCUGUAAGAAAGACAGAGAGAAUACAAAUUUGAUUAAAUUAGACCUAGAAAGGAAAGCACAAUCUCUCAUUGAUGAAAUCAUGUUCCUGAAGAAUAAUCACGAGGAAGAGGUGGCUGAUCUGUUCUCUCAGAUCCAGGCUUCACAGGUUGGCGUCGAAAUGAAAGAUUUCAUGAAGCCUGAUCUGACGGGAGCCCUGAGAGAGAUUCGAGCUCAGAUGGAGGGAUACACCAAUGUUAACAUGCAGCAAGCAGAGGAAUGGUUCACAUCCAGAGUGGCCAAACUCAACAAUGCAGCAGCAACAAACAGAGAAGCUCUACAGAGCACAAGGCAAGAGAUCAGUGAGUACAAUCGACAACUACAGUGCAAGAGUCUCGAGCUGGAGACAGUAAGAGGAAGGAAGGAGUCUUUGGAGAAACAGCUGAAUGAGAUUGAAAACAGAAACCAUUCGGAAUUAAUUCAAUACCAGGAUGCCAUUCAGCAAUUGGAGGCCGAGCUGAAAAGUACGAAACAGGAAAUGACACUUCACCUGCGGGAGUAUCAUGAUCUACUGAAUGUCAAAAUGGCUCUAGAUGUGGAGAUUGCCUCCUACAGGAAACUCCUUGAAGGUGAAGAAACAAGAUUUGGUGGCUUCACUUCACUACCAUAUAUAUACAAACCACAGCCAUUAAUAAGUGCAACUUCGGUGACAACUAAGACAAAAGCUACCCCUACAAAGGUUAUGCCUCAAUAUAGGUUUGUAGAAGAAAUUAUCAGUGCAACAACAAAGGAAGUUGAAAUGGCAGAGCUAGAAGCUGCUGAAAAGGAAGAAGGAGCUGCUGAAGAGGUGAAGGAGGAAGAGGAGGAAGCUGCUGAAUCACAGGAGGUUGAAAAGGAAAAGGAGGAAGAGGAGAAGGCUGAAGAGGAGAAGGAGGAAGAGGAGAAGGCUGAAGAGGAGAAGGAGGAAGAGGAGGAAGCUGCUGAAUCACAGGAGGCCGAAGAGGAGAAGGCUGAAGAGGAGAAGGAUGAAAAGAAGGAAGCUGCUGAGUCACAAGAGAUUGAAGAGGAAAAGGCUGAAGAGGAGAAGGAGGAAGAGGGGAAGACUGAGGAUGAGAAGGCUGAAGAGAAAGAUGAAGUGGAGAUGGAUAAAGAGAAGGAAGCUGCUGAAUCACAAGUGGUUGAAGAGAAAAAGACAGAAGAGGAGAAGGUUGAAGAGAAGGAGGUUCCUAAAUCAGAAGAACCUGAAGAGAAAAAGGAUGAUGAGGAGGUGGAAGAGCAAAAGCCUAAAGAGGAAAAGGCUGGAGAGAAGGAGGCUAUCCAACCAAAAGAGGCUGAAGAGAAAGAGGCUGUACAGAAGAAGGAUGAAGAGGAAAAGGAUGAAGAGAAAGAGGUUCCUAAAUCAGAGGAGGAAAAGGAAGAAGAGAAAGAGGUUCCUAAACCUGAGGAGGAAAAGGAAGAAGAGAAAGAGGUUCCUAAAUCAGAUGAGGAAAAGGAAGAAGAGAAGGAGGUGCCUAAAUCAGAGGAGGAAAAGGAUAAAGAGAAGGAGGUUCCUAAAUCAGAUGAGGAAAAGGAAGAAGAGAAAGAGGUUCCUAAAUCAGAGGAGGAAAAGGAAGAAGAGAAAGCGGUUCCUAAAUCAGAGGAGGAAAAGGAAGAAGAGAAGGAGGUUCCUAAAUCAGAGGAGGAAAAGGAAGAAGAGAAGGAGGUUUCUAAACCAGAGGAAGAAAAGGAAGAAGAGAAGGAGGUUUCUAAACCAGAGGAAGAAAAGGAAGAAGAGAAGGAGGUUUCUAAGUCAGGAGAGGCUGAAGAGAAAGAAGCAGCUAAAUCAAGAGGGACGGUAGAGGAAAAGACUGCUGAUCCAAAAGUAGAGGAUAAGGAACAAGGUGUGGCCAAAUUAAAAGAAAAGGGUGAAGAGCUAACAGUCACUGGAGUAAAAGAAAAGACUGAAAAAGAAACUGCUGCAAAAACAGAAACAUCAACUGUGAGAGAUGGGUCUGACUCGACUGGAACUACAGAAAAGGAACCAAAAUAA
This is a messenger RNA of Carcharodon carcharias (great white shark), 2718 nucleotides long. RefSeq names its product neurofilament medium polypeptide-like. Gene Ontology annotation, biological process: neurofilament bundle assembly. The transcript is spliced from 3 exons. The coding region runs from base 1 to 2718 and encodes 905 amino acids. Gene Ontology annotation, cellular component: cytoplasm; postsynaptic intermediate filament cytoskeleton; intermediate filament. NCBI's taxonomy places the organism in Eukaryota, Metazoa, Chordata, Chondrichthyes, Lamniformes, Lamnidae. The record is from RefSeq and is a predicted model, not a curated record. Gene Ontology annotation, molecular function: structural constituent of cytoskeleton.